AUGAGUUGGAGUCUAUGCAAUGUCCGGUUACAAGCUAAUGAUGUGGGUGCUAAACGUGAGAACACCUUGGUAGUAGACUUUAGUGUGCUGCCGAAGCGACCAGAUGCAUCUGCCGUACAGAAAUUCAUGUACGGUAAGUUGAAACUGGACAUAGUGGACACCUUAAACAUCCAGUUUCACAAUGUUAGAAACUGUGUCUACGUAGAGAUGGUAGAUGCAGCAACAGCCAAGCGCUACUUUGCAUCACACCAUCUACAACAUAGGGGAAUUUACUGCGAGAAAAAAGCUUACAAAAUUCCCGUGUUCGUGGAAGACGAAGCCGUUAACGUGAGAAUCCAUGAUCUCCCUCCGAAAACACCUAACACGGUGAUUUUAGAAAGUAUGCGACCAUACGGUACUAUUCUUUCCAUCAGCAGAGAAAUGUGGAAGAAUUAUUUUCCCGGCAUUUACAAUGGAGUACGUGUAGUACGGAUGAAGUUCAAACAACUCAUCCCUUCCUAUCUAACGAUCGACGGUGAGACAACAUUGAUUACAUAUCGCAAUCAAGCAAAAACCUGUAGGUUCGGUGGACAAAAGGCUCAUCCCCGACAAAAGUGUAAUAGCUCUACAUCACGCAUUACUGUAAAUGACCCUACAGCACAAGAAUCGAGUGAAUCGGAUGAAUUUCUAACCGUCACCAACAAACGACGGCUGUCAACGAAACAAAAACACAACAAUGCGAAACAAUAUAUUACGAACCAGGGUUGCCAGAAUGAUGAAUCAGCAGGAAAUGAAAAUUCGAUGGAAGAAAAAGAAGACGAAUUAGACGAACCAGCCUACGGCUGA
This is a messenger RNA of Ochlerotatus camptorhynchus, 825 nucleotides long. RefSeq lists its product as uncharacterized. Bases 1 to 825 code for a protein of 274 amino acids. The transcript is spliced from 5 exons. NCBI's taxonomy places the organism in Eukaryota, Metazoa, Arthropoda, Insecta, Diptera, Culicidae. The record is from RefSeq and is a predicted model, not a curated record.